Molecule: messenger RNA, 1632 nt
Organism: Saccharomycopsis crataegensis
Lineage: Eukaryota; Fungi; Ascomycota; Saccharomycetes; Ascoideales; Saccharomycopsidaceae
Gene: ATG15
Product: triglyceride lipase ATG15
Exons: 1
Coding region: 1-1632 (543 amino acids)
Biological process (GO): neutral lipid catabolic process; multivesicular body membrane disassembly; piecemeal microautophagy of the nucleus
Cellular component (GO): membrane
Molecular function (GO): glycerophospholipase activity
Source: RefSeq, a predicted model, not a curated record
AUGAGCUAUGGUCUUCCCAAAACAAUUGCUUUGGUAGCACUUCUUUUUAUAAUAAGUCAGGUCGAUAAUCGAUUAUCUAGUCUUCUCUCGGGAUAUCAGCCCCAUCAUUCAAAAGCAAAUACAGAGAACCCUGAUUACAGUGGAGCAGCUGCCACUUCUUCCAUUCCCAACCAAACCUUCCAGAUAAAGCAUAUUUAUCACCAUGGAGCAGGAGAACACUAUAAAGUGCAUCGCCGGCUUGAUAUCACCCCGGAUUUCAUAAGUCGCCACCAGCUUGAAGCUAAAAGAUUCUCUGGUUCUGAUCUACAGCAGCUGAGCGUUCCAGAUUCCUUUCAAGAUGUCAGUCCCUGGACUGCUAAAAUCCCUUUAAAUGUUGAUCCUGCUUUCCCAUUUCGCCGACUCGAAGAUCGUUCUCCCGAUACCAUAGAGUCUUAUCUCAAAUAUAUACACUCUGAUAUCGCCAACAUCAAUAAGGUGGAGCUUGAAUGGAUCGAUGAAGUUUCGCCGGUGCCAAACGUUACUGAUAAAAAUACCGUUUUGAACUUGGCAAUUAUGGCUUCUAAUGCGUAUGUUGGUUUGCCAGGCACCGGAGAUUGGAAGGAUGUUGGUAUUCCCUGGCACAAUGAGAGUAGCUAUGGCUGGAUGAGUGACGGUCUUAGAGGCCAUGUGUUUGUAAAUGAAGAUGAAUCAAUUGUGGUGAUUUCCAUCAAGGGUACCAGCGCCGCAUAUGUUUCCAAAUUAGAUGUUGAUGGGGCUCAGAUUAUCGAAAGUUUGGAAUACAACAAUGAUGAAGUUACCACAUUAGAUGGUAGUGAUACCGUGAAUAACGAUAAAAUUAAUGACAAUCUCUUAUUUUCUUGCUGUUGUGCUAGGGUCAGCUACCUUUGGACAACAGUUUGUGAUUGUUACAAAAGCUCUUAUACCUGUGAUCAAAAAUGUCUCGAAAAGGAACUCCGUCGUGAUGAUAGAUAUUACCAAGCGGUUUUAGAUUUGUAUCGUAAUGUGACUUCUCAUUACCCUAAAGCUAACGUUUGGGUUACUGGCCACUCUUUAGGAGGAGCUUUAUCUGCUUUAUUAGCCAGAACUUACGGGUUGCCAGCCGUCACUUUUCAAGCUCCUGGUGAUCUACUUGCUACAAAAAGACUUCACUUGCCUGUACCACCAGGACUUCCAAGUGAUUGGGAACAUGUGUGGCACUUUGGUAACACUGGUGACCCAAUAUUUAUGGGGGUUUGCAAUGGGGCCAGUUCUACGUGUUCGCUUGGUGGCUAUGCUAUGGAAUCACAAUGUCACAGUGGGAAAACUUGCAUUUAUGAUACAGUUACAGAUUUGGGGUGGUCGGUUAGCAUUUACAAUCAUAGGAUCCAUGCGGUUAUUGAUGAUGUGAUCAUGAAGUAUAACGAGACUGCUGAAUGUCGUAUGCCAUCGCCAUGUCAGGAUUGUUUCAAUUGGAAGUACGUGGUUGACGAUUCAGAUGAUAAGUACAAAACAAGUACUACCAAGGUUCCAUCCUCUUCGAAGUAUAAGUCUUGUACUACCUGUCUGGCUACUAGCAGUAGUAGUGUUGAGCAUAAGUGCAAAAAGUUCAAUUGGUUGGGGAAGUGUGUUGAAUGGGAAGAUGACUUGAACUGA